Molecule: messenger RNA, 1137 nt
Organism: Salvia splendens (bonfire salvia)
Lineage: Eukaryota; Viridiplantae; Streptophyta; Magnoliopsida; Lamiales; Lamiaceae
Product: probable glycosyltransferase At5g03795
Exons: 3
Coding region: 1-1137 (378 amino acids)
Molecular function (GO): glycosyltransferase activity
Source: RefSeq, a predicted model, not a curated record
AUGCACAACAACCCUUUCAUCUCUCAAGAAUCAUUCAAUCCGCCAUUGCCGAUGAAAAGAGGUCGUGAUGUGAUCAAUUAUGAUAUUUAUAUGCAAGAUGACGAUGCAUUCCACCAGAGAAGCCUAUUCAUGGAAGACUACACAGAAAUGAAUAAGAGCAUGAAAAUAUACAUGUACCCACACAACAAGAAUGACCCCUUCGCAAACGUGCUACCGCCGCUGGAUUCCGAGCCAGACGGCAACUACGCAAGCGAGGCCUAUUUCAAGAGAGCCCUCUUCAAGAGCCAUUUCCUCACAAAUGAUCCCUCCGAAGCGCACCUCUUCUACCUCCCUUUCUCUAUUGUGAGCCUCAGACACGACGAGAGAGUAGGCGUUGGAGAGAUUCAAGCGUAUGUCAAUAACUAUGUUCAAGACAUCAGCCGAAGCUACCCCUUCUGGAACCGGACAGGCGGCACAGAUCAUUUCUAUGUCGCCUGCCAUUCCGUGGGGCGAAACGCCAUGGAAAAAUCGAUCCAAGUUAAACUCAACGCGAUUCAAGUGGUGUGCUCCUCUAGCUACAUCUUGCCUGGCUACGUCUCCCAUAAAGACGCUUCGAUACCGCAGAUAUGGCCCAGAAGAGAUCGUCCACCGAUCCAACCUCCGUCGAACAGAGAUAAUCUUGCAUUCUAUGCCGGAACAAUGAAUUCAAGGGUCCGUGAAUAUCUCGUGAAGACGUGGGUGAACGAUUCAGAGAUUUUAGUGCAUCCGGACCGCCUCAAGACGCCGUACUCGGAGUCUCUCGUGAGGAGCAAGUUCUGCAUCCAUGCUAAGGGAUAUGAAGUGAACAUAGCUCGAAUAGGGGAUGCUUUGUAUUAUGGGUGUGUUCCUGUAAUUUUAGCAGAUCACUAUGAUCUUCCAUAUGCGGACAUAUUGAACUGGGAGAGUUUCUCGAUUGUUUUUUCAGCUUCGGACAUUCCGAUCAUGAAGGACGUUCUUAGAGAAAAGGUUAAGUCGGGUGAAUAUUUGAGGUUGCAUGGAAAUGUGAUUAGAGUGCAGAAUCAUUUUCAGUGGCAUAGUUUGCCGGUUGAUUAUGAUGCAUUUUACAUGGUUAUGUAUGAGUUGUGGCUCCGAAGAAGUCAUGUGAAAAUCAAUAGUUGA